CGUCAGUCCUGUUGCCGAUGCCGACGCUUCUCAAAGCGCUCGGAGCGCUUUCAGAGGAUCACCUUUUUCGGACCCUAGCCACCCUAACCUUCGUUGGCGUCCUCUUGUCAGUGACUUCAUUUCGGUCCAAGGAUACUUAUGGGCAACAAGCCAUAGAACUUGGCUUCCUAUCUAUCCCCAGCUCACAUCUCCUUUACUUGGAUAAACCUAAAGGCAGAGGACAGUUUUAUCAAACGACCGAAAUUCCAUUCAAAGUUAUGUCAAUAUCCUCCUCGGCCUCCUCACCUUCAUCGAGUGCAGUUACGAUUCAGAUACCGGGGAAAUCGAUUUUAAAAAAGCCUCCCCCCCCUCAAACUUCAUUGUUCUCCCGCAUAACAAGAUUUCUACCCCAAUCACAGCCAGGAGGUUCUACAUUUGGGAUCAGAUCAGGAUCAAUAUCCGUGGCUAGUGGGUCUGGAGGUUCUGGUAAUGGUGAUCACGAAGCGGUUGUUGACGAUAGAGGACCAUUGAAGAGAGCUCAUUUCAUCCUUCCCCAAAUUGCCACCGUAUACCCAAUCUCGAGCCUAAACCCGCCGUCUACCCCGAAUCUGAAGGAAGAGAAGAAAGCUAUUGAGGAACGAGAGGCUGAAAGGAGAAGAAGAGUUGUGCGGGGGAAUAACACGAGCUUUGGUUCUGAGAUAGACGAGGACGAUGAAUGGUGGUCUAUGGACAAAGUCGACAGCUUUUACAGGGAAUGUUGUGCUGACUGCGAUGAGCCACCAGAUCCAGCUAUCAGCGCUGCUUUCAAUAACGCCGCCAAUGCGAACCCCCGAACCGUCGAUUUCUCUGGGGUACAGCUCACACAUACCUCGGCUUCUAUCCUUGCAGACGUUUUCACGAUUGAAUGGGGCUUACGGAAGCUUGUAUUUAGAGAGUGUGACUUGGAUGAAUACACCCUUAAACCCAUCCUUCAUUCCCUUCUCAUCCCGAAUUCACUGACAUUUCUCUCCGUUGCUUCUAAUCGACGCCUCAAAGCCCCCGCGUUUCGGCUCAUGGGUGUAUUUCUCGCAAAGACGACAUCUCUUCAAUUUCUUGAUCUCUCUAGUAUACCGCUAGACAAGAAAUCGAUGGAAUACAUCGUUGUUUCACUCGCUCAACCUCCCGCCCCAGGUCUAGCUUCUCUUCGGUUAGAUGAUUGUUUUCUGAAACCAGGUGCAUUGGAUGUACUUGCCAAGGCAGUGCGCACUUCAUCCCUUCGCAAUAUUUCCCUCCGACACAAUAAGAUCAACGCCACCGGCGCGAUUGCACUUAGUGUUAUGAUCAGAGAUUAUCCUGACUCUAUUCCUGCCACAGGCCCACCCUCACCUUUUCCGGCUUCCCAAACCAAUACGAGCGCGCCUCUCUUGUUGUCUCCGACAUCUAGCUCAUUCGCUCCUGGUAGUACUCUUGGUUCUGCAACAGCUACACCCAGUUCGAGUUUAACCCCUUCUCCUGCAUCAAGCGUAACGAGCCUCCCAUUAAUACCAUCGUUGUCCAGUCAUAUCGGUCCUCCAGCACACACACCUUCCUCUCCGCAAGCACCGCCUUUCUCUGGUCCAAUCUUACCUCCGCCUACUCAUCCUAGUUUGCAACCCAUGCAAACAACAUACACGCCGUAUGUUCCUCGAUCUCGACGAGGGAAACCAGCAGCUUCCUCUGCAAGGGCCGGAUCACCAACAGUCGGAAAUGUACCUAUCAUCACUACAUCGAUUCGUGGAGGCGUGACUGCCGUGACUGCAAAUGGUGUGAGUGCUGGAGUGGAAAAAAUGGUCGAUGCUGCCGGGGGCGAAGGACGUUCUGCUUCUCAAAGGGCCAACGCUUACCGUCAUGGCCCGAGUGCUGCGUUGCUAGACAAAGUCCGAGCAUUGGAUUCCCUGCCCAGGUUAGGGUCUCUGAGGACACUCGACUUAAAGGGGAAUGAUCUGAGGUCAGGAACUUCGUAUCUUGCUCAAGUCCUAAAGCGGAAUCGAACGCUCAAGGUUCUGAAUCUAUCAGAGAACAAAUUAGACGUGGCGUGCUUAGUGGCUAUCGCCGAUGCGUUGAAAUAUAAUACGUGUCUAGAAACAUUGGAUCUCAGUCGAAAUCCCUGCUGCGGCUCUGGGUCCUCCAGUGGUUCUGGCAGUCUAACCAGAGACCGUGACCGGAAUUACCAUCGCGAUUCUUCUAAGCUCCGGUCAGAUAAAUCUCCCUCAGACCUAGAGGGCUUACAAUCACUCAGAACAUCCUUAACUCUCACCACUUCUCUGAAGAGACUAUUCUUGGGCUCCACCAACUUGAGUACCCAAGGAGCCAUUGCACUUGCGGAGUUUCUGCCAGAGUGCAGAAGCUUGCUUCAUUUGGACUUGACGGGAAACCAAGAUUUAGGUGUCGCCGGGGUCAUGGCACUUAAUGAGGGCUUGAAGACGAAUAGAGUCAUGCGUUGCCUGGAUCUGGAAGUGCCUCCCGGGGCCGAGGAAUACACAAGACUAUGCAGAGAGAUUUUAAACACUUGUAUACGGAAUACAGAAGAGGCUGAAAAAGCUUCGCAGCAAGAGCAAAUGACGGAUCGAUCUGGAGGGAAAACCAAAGCCGCGUUGUGGGGAAUGAUCGAGGAAAGCGAGCUCGCAAAAACAGUUCGGUUAGCAGGAGACGAAGUCGGGAUGGUCGACACCGAUGUUGUUCUCCGAGCUCGCGGAUGUAUACGACAACUUGAAAGCUAUCUCAAGGACCCCUCACAACCACCGUAUUCCCCCUUACCUACAAUCCCAUCCUCACCGCGAUCAUACCAGGCUUCUUCUGGAUUCUUCUCUCCUGUUUUCCCCUCCGCUCCUUAUUCCCUGCUCACAAGCUUUGAAACACAACUCCGUGAUGAGCAAACAAUAAUAACACCUGAAGCGUUGAUAUUCAAAUCUCAAAAUGUCGUCAAUGAACUGGUAUCAGUGAUAGCUCAAGUUAUGAAUGGGGAGAAUGUAGCUGAUCCCGAGAGACUUGAGCAACUUCUCAAUGUCAACGACGAACUCACCGGAUUAGUGACAGCAGCCGAUAAUACUCUGCAUGGUCAGUCGACCCCUCGAGGGGAGGUGACGGGCUCUGGAAUGGGAACAGACUCCAAAAAUAAAAUCGGACGUCCCUCUCUCACGCUCGAAGGCCUCGGGUAUUCUUCUCCUGGCAAGGAAGAAUCGGAAUACGAGUCAAAGCAAUCUGUCGUGAACGGAGGUGAGAACUUGCCGUCAUCUGGGACAGAUCAAGCAGACCUCCGGUCACCAGCAACACCCAAGAUAGACAAGGGAAAGCAGAAGGCGCCUCCUGAACCAAUUGAGCACGAGAGGGUUCUCAGUCCUACAACUUCGUUUUUGAUAUCUGACACAGGUUCUGAUGACGAGGAGGAGAAUAUCAUCUUGGAUUCAAGUUUUCCGCCUUUUAGGAUCCUCGACGAAGGUUUUACUCCUGAGGAGGAUCAAAUCAUUUCGCCUUCGUCUACCCAUCGGUCUAGGAGUUGGGUGGAGGAGGAGGGCGAGGUGUUUAGGAAAGGCAACGUCCUAUUAGGGCCUGAAGAAAUGGAAGGAGAAUAUGACGGGGAAGAACUUCGACGAGAGUUGCUCGAAGCGAUGGUGGAACGUCCAGCACCCCGUAACCUCACCGCCGAUGAGUUUGGACUGGAGAUGACUCAGGAAUUUGUGCAAGACACUGUAGAUGAUAUUCCGGAGACUCCCAAGCUAGCACCGCGUCCUUACGUCUCUCGAUCUCGAUCUUCCUCGUCCUCAAUCAUGAGCUUGGUCUCUCCGACUGUCGAGAGGGCAGCAACCUUGCCGUUACCCGCAUCUCCGCGAGUAGACUCUCCUGUUCCGGCGACACUAAAAAGUCCUACACCAUUAUCCUCGCUACCCAGUACACCGACCAGCGAGACCAACAGCCCAUUUCGACUCGCUGCGGACAAGACCAUUAAUACGGGUCUGAACGCAAAGUAA
This is a messenger RNA of Marasmius oreades (fairy-ring Marasmius), 3965 nucleotides long. RefSeq lists its product as uncharacterized. Gene Ontology annotation, biological process: activation of GTPase activity; nucleocytoplasmic transport. The transcript has 10 exons. The record is from RefSeq and is a predicted model, not a curated record. Gene Ontology annotation, molecular function: small GTPase binding; GTPase activator activity. Gene Ontology annotation, cellular component: perinuclear region of cytoplasm; cytosol; nucleus. NCBI's taxonomy places the organism in Eukaryota, Fungi, Basidiomycota, Agaricomycetes, Agaricales, Marasmiaceae. Bases 18 to 3965 code for a protein of 1315 amino acids.